AUGAUUGAGUUACGAGACAGAGAAUGCUAUUUACUGUUAUGUCUAAUCGUCUUCAAAAUCGUUGUGCCUUGCCACAGCCAUGAGAGCUUGUUUGAUGGAAAAAUACUAUUUGCUGGGAAGGAAAUGUGGAAGGAGACUCUGCCGUUGCAGUCUGGAUCUCGUGUUUACAGAUUAGUAGGGCUUAAAUCAAGUUCUUGGUAUGAAGUCAAGAUCUCGUACCCAGCUUCUAUCCCUGCUCUGUUCUCGCUGGAACUAUUGAGGAACGGUGAAAUGAGUUUGAAGCUAAAGCAGAUGAGGAGAUUACUAAACACUGAGAAGUUGGUUUUCAAAUCAGGAAGUCUUGAAGAAGUUAAUGACAAGGAUGGAUUGUUUGUUUUGGUGACGGUGGAACCAGAGGGGAUCGUGGCUAUACCAAGUUUGAAAGAACGGACGUUCAUCAUAUACAACAUAGUUUGUGAAGAACAGCUGUUAGGUAUCGCAUACUCAUGCUGGUCAGUGGUGGUUUUAGUAGUGUUGUGUCUCCUUGUCGCUGUGAUUCUUCCUCGGUUUCUCCCAUCUUCUCUUCUAAUUAAAGAUGUAAAUCGUAACCGUUAUAUCCCUUCUGCCAAGUGAAUAUCAAGAAGAAGCAUAUGUCUGUUUUGUCACUCGUAUAGCUUCUGAUGUUUGUUCAUCUAACUCGGUAUGGAUUCAGUUGUAUUACAGUGGAUAUGAGCUAGGAUAUUUAUGUUCCCUGGAAAAUUGACUAUUUGAAUGAUGAUGCUACAUGUUU
Molecule: messenger RNA, 769 nt
Organism: Eruca vesicaria subsp. sativa (arugula)
Lineage: Eukaryota; Viridiplantae; Streptophyta; Magnoliopsida; Brassicales; Brassicaceae
Source: the annotation of a GenBank genome assembly